ACAAGUGUGUUUGUGUGUGUGGUUUUCGCUUCAUUAUCUAAAAACAAAAUCAUCAUCUUUCAUUUCUCCUCAUUCUUCAUAUGGCUCUUCAAUUCCCUCUAAACCAAACCCUUGUUAUUUCUUGAAUUUAUGAAGAUUAAAAAACGCAAAUUUCAUCCAAUUCCUAUACAAAAAAUCCCGAAAUUUGAUUCAAAUUCUCUUGCUAAAACACAAGUAGUUCAUCUUCUACCUACUGAGUAAUUUCGUUUUCUUUGAAUUUCCCGAUGUUUCCGUUGAAGAAUCAAUGAGAUUGCUUAUGUUUCAAUGUUUGAUUUCUAAAGAUAGACAUGGGUUCUGCUUCUUUAAUGUCAUCAGUUUCAGUAGAAUGUUUGAACGUGUGUAAGUUGUUAUCAAGGGGAGAUGGAAAUGGUGGAAGAUGUGGUGAAUGUAAUGUAUUAUCUUGUGCUUGGAAAGCUCCUAGGGUUUUGACUGGAUUUCUUGCAAGUACUCCUCAUCCCAACUCUUAUCCGCAUUCCUCUUCAAGGGGAGAAAGAAGAAACCACACAAAAUCUUCUUGCCAGAGAAAUGAGGUCCCUGAGGCGGGUGUUUGGUAUUCCGCAGAAGCAGCUGAUUCUACACUUUCGUCAAGAUUCUCUAACUUAAGUCUACAUCAUUUUGCUGGAAAUAGAUGGCAACUUCAAUGUUCGUCCUCGUUUUCUUCAGAAUCCUCUGAUGCCAAUGCAGUUUCUCCUGAAACAUUGUGGGAGGAUUUGAGACCAACUAUUUCAUAUCUUCCACCAACCGAGUUGCAAUUAGUCCACAAUGCGUUGAAGCUGGCUUUUGAAGCUCAUGAUGGCCAGAAAAGGCGAAGUGGGGAGCCAUUUAUCAUACAUCCAGUUGAAGUGGCACGUAUUCUUGGAGAACUUGAAUUGGACUGGGAGUCUAUUGCUGCUGGAUUGUUGCAUGACACAGUUGAGGACACAGAUGAUGUGACAUUUGAAAGAAUUGAAAUGGAGUUUGGUGCUACUGUGCGCCACAUUGUAGAAGGAGAGACCAAGGUAUCCAAGUUGGGUAACCUGCAAUGUAGCAAUGCCAAAGACGUGGUGCAAGAUGUAAAAGCUGAUGACUUGCGGCAGAUGUUUCUAGCUAUGACACAAGAGGUUCGGGUUAUUAUUGUCAAAUUGGCUGACAGAUUACAUAACAUGCGCACUCUCUCACACAUGCCUCCACAUAAACAGGCCAGCAUUUCCUGCGAGACACUGCAGGUAUUUGCUCCUCUUGCAAAGCUUCUGGGGAUGUACCAGAUUAAGUCAGAACUGGAGAAUCUUUCAUUCAUUUACACAAAUGCCCACGAUUACGCUAAAAUCAAGAGAAGAGUUGCACACCUUUAUAGAGAACAUGAAAGGGACCUCGUGGAGGCAAAAAAAAUUUUAAUCAAGAGAAUUGAAGAUGAUGAAUUCUUAGACCUUGUGACAGUUAGUACAGAAGUGCGCUCUGUGUGCAAGGAACCUUACAGUGUCUAUAAAGCUAUGCUGAAAUCUAAAGUUCCAAUUAGUGAGGUUAAUCAAAUAGCACAGCUCCGCAUUAUCGUAAAACCAAAGCCUUGUAUUGGGGACGGACCUUUAUGCAAUGCUCAACAAAUAUCUUACCAUGUUCUUGGUCUUGUCCAUGGCAUCUGGACCCCUAUUCCUCGAGCUAUGAAAGACUACAUUGUGACGCCAAAACCAAAUGGCUAUCAAAGUCUACAUACCACAGUGAUACCAUUUCUCUAUGAGAGCAUGUUCCGGUUGGAAGUUCAGAUAAGAACUGAAGAGAUGGAUUUGAUUGCUGAGAGGGGCAUUGCUGCCCAUUAUAGUGGGCGAGUAUUUGUUACUGAUCUAGUUGGACAUGUAAUGCCCAAGGGAAGGAAUUCAAGAGGAAAGCCAGUCUGUCUGAACAAUGCAAACAUUGCUCUCAGGAUUGGUUGGCUAAACGCCAUUAGAGAAUGGCAAGAGGAAUUUGUUGGAAAUAUGAGCUCUAGGGAGUUUGUCGACACUAUCACAAGAGACCUGUUGGGAAGCCGGGUCUUUGUAUUUACACCAAAAGGAGAGAUUAAGAACCUGCCGAAGGGGGCUACCGUGAUUGACUAUGCUUAUAUGAUACAUACCGAAAUUGGCAACAAAAUGGUUGCUGCAAAGGUCAAUGGUAACAUUGUUUCUCCCACACAUGUGCUUGUCAAUGCUGAGGUUGUGGAAAUAAUCACAUGCAAUGCACUCUCAAGUAAGUCUGCUUUUCAAAGGCAUCAACAGUGGUUGCAACAUGCAAAGACACGUAGUGCCCGCCAUAAAAUAAUAAAAUUUUUGAGAGAGCAAGCCGCACUCUCUGCUACCGAAAUUACAGCCGAUGCUGUGAAGACCUUUAUUUCUGACGUUGAGGAAGAGAGUUUACCACAAAAAGAAAACUUUGAUGUUCCCAGGGAAAAAAAAUCCACGUGGAAGUCGAUCCUUAAAAAUGUUGCAGAUAUGUCUCUAUUUCAGAUAAAUCAUCAAGAUACCCUCCCCGUUCAAAAUGGUAGCGUUGGACUGCCGAAGGUCAACGGGAAACAUAAUAAGCAUGCCAAAGAGCUGAGUCUGAAGGACAAGGGAGAGACUUUGUCACAGGGAAAUGGUAUUGCCAAGUUGAUUCAUGCCAACAUUCCUAUGUAUAAAGAAAUAAUGCCUGGUCUGGAAAGCUGGCAAGCUAGCAAAAUUGAAGCGUGGCACAACCAUGAAGCUCAUUCAAUACAGUGGUUUUGUGUUGUAUGUGUAGACCGAAGAGGCAUGAUGGCAGAAGUUACAUCAGCAAUGAUGGUGACAGGGAUUGCAAUCUGUUCUUGUGUGGCAGAAAUUGACAAGAGAAGGGGAAUGGAUGUGAUGUUAUUUCAUAUUGAAGGGAGCCUUGACAGCCUGGUAAAAUGCAGCAUGCGCGUGGAUCCGAUCCUUGGCGUGCUUGGCUGGUCUGCAGGUUGUAGUUGGCCAUGCUCCUCAAAUGACCAUUUUCUUCACGAAUGUUAGUAGGAAUAUAUACAACUCCUCUCAACCAGAAUCUCUGAGUUUGCGGGUACGAAAUUUUGUCAUCGUUCACCAUAUUCUUCAAGUCGUUUUUUGAAUGUAGAUUUCCGGAUUAGUCAACAAUGUCAAAUGUAUCUUAAGUCAUUCUUUUGUUCAAAAUAGCUCCUCUGAGAAACAAGUCAGCAAUACCCAUUGAGCAAGUCUGUGGACUGUGAGGGGAAUGUAUAUAGAGAAAAAGAGCCAUAGUUAGGGGCACUUUACGAUUAAAAAAAAAAGAAAAGGAAAGGUAGUAAUAGUAUAUAUGUAGCUGGCAGUCACCCGUAGUCUUCUUUCUGUAUACUUGUGAAAAUACAUAGAAAUACUAGUGAUAAUAUAUAUUUUCCAACAGAUGAUUUAUUUGUAA
Messenger RNA from Papaver somniferum (opium poppy), 3411 nucleotides. RefSeq names its product putative GTP diphosphokinase RSH1, chloroplastic. Bases 327 to 3011 code for a protein of 894 amino acids. Gene Ontology annotation, biological process: guanosine tetraphosphate metabolic process. NCBI's taxonomy places the organism in Eukaryota, Viridiplantae, Streptophyta, Magnoliopsida, Ranunculales, Papaveraceae. The record is from RefSeq and is a predicted model, not a curated record. The transcript has 24 exons.